Molecule: messenger RNA, 1321 nt
Organism: Paramecium octaurelia
Lineage: Eukaryota; Ciliophora; Oligohymenophorea; Peniculida; Parameciidae
Source: the annotation of a GenBank genome assembly
AUGUACCCUCAAUAGUCCUCUUUAGCAAGAUUACAGAGGGAACACCGUUUGAUACCUGUGGUGUUGUAUUCUCCGUAAAAAGAGAAUUUGCAGAGAUUACUGCCUCGAUAUCCUGAGAGCGUGGAUGUAGGCAUCACUAGCAGUAAGUAUUAGGGGAAUGUAUCAUUGCCUGCUUUGCCUCCACUGAAAAAGUUGAAUAAGAUAGAGUAGACAGUAUAGAUUUAUAAGGGGAAAGUGAACAAAUUGCCCUCUUUGCAAUUGAGUGAUCAAUAUUUGCAAAGGAAAAAACAGAUAUCAGAAACUGAUGGGAUGAGAAAAUCGAUCACGCCAGAGAGGAGACAAGGAAAAAGGAGUUCAGUUUAAUUUGCAAUGAGAACUAAGGCAGGAUGUUAGCCUAACAAGGUGACAAAAAUAAAUCAGGAUGCAGCUAUAUUGUGUCCAAAGAAUUUAGAAAAGUUUAAAAUGUUCUUAUCAGUAGUAUGGGCUAUAAGUUCUUUGCUGUUUGCGACGGACAUGGAUAAUAUGGUCACAUGGUUUCCAAUUAGAUCAAAUAAUAAUUGCCCAAGCAUCUAGGAAAACUAUUGAAAGAAGUGGGCAACCUGGAGAGCAACAUCUUCAAGGCUUUCGAAAUAACAAACAACGAAUUGUGCCAUUCGGAAAUUGAUACCAAUUUGUCUGGAUCUACAACUGUAUCUUUGCUCAUGAUCAAGGACAUAGUAUAUUCCUCAAAUCAAAUAGAUUUACUCUGCGAAUGUCGGGGAUUCCAGAGCAAUCAUGUGUAGAUUCGAUGAUGGGUGGAAAGUAGUGGAAUUGAGUCGAGAUCACAAGCCAGAUGAUCCGCAAGAAAAAAUAAGGAUCUUGGAUGCAGGAGGAAGAGUCGAAUAAUAGAAGGGUUGUGAAUCUAUUGUUACAUCUAGAUUACCAUGGCAACGGCAUUGGACCAUUUAGAGUGUGGCUGUCUUACAUCCAGGCUCCUGGGUUGGCUAUGACUAGGUCAUUUGGGGACAAAGUUGGUGCUUAAGCUGGAGUUAUUGCUGAACCUGAAAUCUAAAGGUUCUCUGUUAGUGCCUAGGAUCAAUUCAUAGUUGUUGCGUCGGAUGGAGUGUGGGAGUAUAUGAGUAAUGAAGAGGUACAUUGGCAAUCAAUUAGGUGAUGAGUGUUGUGAUUCCAUUUUUGGACAAAGAUAAUCCUGAAUAAGCAGCUGAACGCAUUGUAAUUGAAGCCACGCAGGCAUGGAGAAGAGUAAUUGUUUUUUACUUAUUUGCAGAACAGUUUAGCAAGGGACGAUAUUACUUGUAUAGUUAUAUUCUUAUAAAAAUGA